This is a messenger RNA of Cyclocybe aegerita, 1509 nucleotides long. The record is from the annotation of a GenBank genome assembly. NCBI's taxonomy places the organism in Eukaryota, Fungi, Basidiomycota, Agaricomycetes, Agaricales, Hemipholiotaceae.
AUGUCAACUACUCGAGUUCCGACAAUCAACGAUCUCCGUGUGAAAUUAUGCUAUAUCUGCAGGGAAGAAGAAAGAGCGGACCAACCUUCUGACAACCCUCCACGAGCCUGGACCCAUCCUUGUAACUGCACCCUAAUCGCACAUGAAGACUGUCUACUUAAAUGGAUUCAAUCUUCACAAAGCAACCCCUCACGCGCGCCAAAUGCCCUCAAGUGUCCCCAGUGCGGCACUCAAUACGAGAUAGAAAGCGACGAGCCAGUGAUUCUACGGGUGCUGGCAAGUGGGAACCAGGUGCUGCAGCGAUUUGGGAGGUACUUCACUGUGUUUGGAGCUGCUGCGGCUGUGGGUAUCGUUGGGACGAGCGUGUAUGUGUGUUUAACGGCAUACGGAGCGUGGGCGGUGGAACAAUUCAUCGGGAAAGAGAUGUUUGACCUCAUCCUUACGGACGACCCAAUCAACUGGACAUGGUCCGCAUACAUCAACCUACCUCUCCUACCCAUAUCACUCAUCCUUUCCCGCUUUACAUCGGGCACAUCUUCGAUGGUUAUACCCUCCCUCCUCGUGUGGCCGCCAGCACCCCCCGUGGGUGAGCGCAGCAGACGAUUGUUCGAGUAUUGGUCAAAACCAGAGAACUCAAGCCGCAUACGAGACGGACUCCUUCCCAAGUAUUACUGGCCGCCACCACCGAUUCUAUUCGGGGUAGUUGGAGUGCCAAUCGUACGGAGCAUUUACCGGCAUUGUUUUGGGAACCUGUACUACAAGCUUUUGGGCACACCGAUGCCAACGCAGAGGAGGGGUGCGAGACCAGGACUGCGAUUCAACGAGGGGCCACUAAUCAUCCGUAUUCGGGCGGUCGACGACGAGGGCCACGAGAUAGGACAAGACGAAGAAGAUGGCCAUCCCGCUGAUGAAGCACCAGCCCCGCCAGCGCAAGAUGGUGCUGCCGCUGGGGGGCAAGAUGCCAAUGCCGACCCUAACGCUGCAGCCGUGCAAGCAGCCGAGCAGCUCAUCGAGAUCAACGCGUCGUCUCUCGGGCGGCGGAUUGGUGGAGCCCUCAUCAUUCCGGCCAUCGCGAGCACGAUGGGGACGCUCCUCUUCCGUCUGUCCAGGCGCUCAUCGCUAUUGCGAGCGUUCCUAGGCCUUCGCGGACGAAAGGCAACUGGGCUGCUCCCCCUUCCACCGUGGGGCAGGCUCGCGCUGUUCCCCGAGGAGAAGGAGUUGAAUAUGCCCUGGAAGCAGCUGAGUGUGUUUCAGCAGACCCGGGUUGGGUUGAAGAUCCUGGUGUCGGCGUUUCUUGGUGGAUCGAGGACGUGGGUGGACAGUGAUCCCGUUUGGUGGCGCAAUGCUGUUGGCUUUGGACUCUUCGUGGUGGCCAAGGACUGCAUCCACCUGCUACAUCUGUGGCUCGCAAAGCGCGAGCUAGAGUCUCGUCGCGUCAAGGACCGAGACUUUGCAGGCGUCGACAUCCGAGAACUCGAUCUAUUACCAUCUUUCGCGGAAUUGAUAUAG